Molecule: messenger RNA, 645 nt
Organism: Apiotrichum porosum
Lineage: Eukaryota; Fungi; Basidiomycota; Tremellomycetes; Trichosporonales; Trichosporonaceae
Exons: 5
Coding region: 1-645 (214 amino acids)
Cellular component (GO): nucleus
Source: RefSeq, a predicted model, not a curated record
AUGGAAAACAUCGAGACGUCUGGAUCAGCCCUUGCGACAGGCAGUAUCGCCGCUCGUUUCAUCUCCCAAACCGCCGUUGACGAGGCCAACGACCGACGGGAGCAAGAAUGGAAGGAUGCGUACGCUCGCAUUGGACAGGAGCCACCCCCACAGAUGAAGGAGCAACCAGAUGAUGGUCGUACACUGUAUGAGAGACUGAAGGAGCAAGAGAUUCUGAAGCAAGAAGAGUGGGACAAUCGAAUGAAGCUGUCGAACCAGUACCGUGGCCUAGACAACGAGGAGCUCAACUUUUUGGCAGACAAGAUCAAGGAGAGGCGAACCAAGGAGCAGAAGGAGAAGGCUGAGGACAAUGUCGAAGUGCAAGCUUACAGAGAAGCUCUGGCAAAGAAGAAUGCGGCCAGUUUGGCGGCUGCCGAGCCCCAGACCUCUGUUCCACCCGCCUCCUCAUCCUCCUCGGCGAAACCCUCGACAUCAGCAGUGAAGCCUCGAAUUCCUCCCAAAGCCCCGAAGAAGGACAUCAAGUCGCUGAUGAAGGGUGUCGUGGUUAAGAAGGCAAAGCCAGCAGCAGCCCAGGCUGCAGUGGGCAAAGGUAUCAAGAGGGCAGCCGACGGUGACGUGCAAGGCGAGAAGAAGCGCAAGAUGUAG